Cuscuta campestris is the source of this 705-nucleotide messenger RNA. The record is from the annotation of a GenBank genome assembly. NCBI's taxonomy places the organism in Eukaryota, Viridiplantae, Streptophyta, Magnoliopsida, Solanales, Convolvulaceae.
UUUAAACAUAAUUUUGAAAUAUAUUAUUUUUAUAAUAUAUAUUUAUAUAAAAUGAAAAAUUAAUUUUAAGAUGAGGAGCAUUAUUUAUCUACAAAAAUUUGAAAAAAAUAUUAAGUGAGUAUUAAUCUUAAAAUCAAAUACUGUUGGAUCAUAAAAUGCGAUGUCGUUGGCGGUGCACUCACACUGCAGUUAUCUCCCUCCCAAAUUCCAACUAACGCGGCGGAUCAUCUCUGGAAUCCGCCCAAAUCCGCCGCAAUUGUUCAUAGCUACAAACCUAAACGGCGUUGACAUCCAUUGCGUCGGCGAGCUAUACUCCGCCUGCAACCACUCUUGCCACCGCUUUCCCAAACUGGACGCCGAUGGCCGAGUGGAUCCGGUCGACCCCAACAAGCUCCGUAAAGCUAUCCUCCAUAGCUCAGUCGUCGUCGCGGUGUUUUUCCAGACCGAAAAUCGCUCCUGUUUGGCGGCUUUUGGAGGAGAUUUGGCUCGGGCGGUGACGCCGUCCAAGGGAAAUUUGGUCGGAUUUGGUCGCGCCGUCUCGGAUUCUGGGCUAGCUGCUUCCAUCUACGAUGUGAUGGUCAUUCUUCAGAGCAUGUGGAUUUGGAGAUGACAUACUCGGAUCCACCGCAAUGAUGUACCCCGUAACCACUCGGCUUUCAAAUGGAGAUUGAUCGGCUGGGUAAAAACUGCGGCAGAAAAUGGCAU